CCUCAGCACACGGUCAGCCCACGUCCGGCUACCUGCCCAGCACAGCGCAGACGAGCUGCGGUCCACCCAUAGAGCUGUGCCUGUGGCCUGCUUUUGCAUAAAUAAGUCCAGGAAACAGCUGAAGAAUCAACAGUGAACUACAGAUCGGUGGAUGAAUAAAUUCUAUGUCAUUCAAAAUCAUGGGUUUUCUGUUGUUACAUUGUGUGAUUGCAGUAAGAGAGAAAUGAAACAGCGCUCUUUCUGUCCUCCUUGAGUCUGAAUCAAUACACUCUAAUUGUGAAUCUGCAUUCAGCCAGGACAUCCUGCUGCUCUUAAAUAGCCUAUGAGAAGGACACUGAUGCAAGGUGGAUGUAUUUUAAUUUGGCAAGCAUCCAGAGGUGUGACAGGAAGGCCCUGGAGCAGUGAGUAGUGAGGUGCAGGUGCUCCAUCCAUGUUUUCUUGAACAGUGAAGCUUGCUGCAAGAGGCAUUCCUUAUGGAAUGGUGGGACAAGACAGCAUUCCUUCUGGAAACCAGCAAGAGAUGCCAAUUUCAAAGGCACCAUGAAAAGCAGAAAAAGCAUGAGAUACGGUAUACAGCAAGUUGAGAGACCGUGAGACCCUCGCUAAGUUGGGCACCGGGACUGUGAGGACAUCGCACAGCUGCCAGCCCUCAUCUCAAGACUAUGCCCUUCGGGACACAGUGUCCUGCUCUCCAAGUGUUGGCUGAUAUCCCUCUCACCAUACUGCACUGGCUGUCUUGACCCAAAGCUGUUCUCUGCUUUUUCAGGAAACAAACUGGGUGGAAGUCCAGGGCUGAAACUUCCUUCUUGGUGUCUGACAGGGACUGACGUAUCCUAGGUCCUUUGAAUCCCGGAAGUUCAGGACACACCCAGCCCUGAUUGCAACAUCCGAACGAACACUGGAGGGUAGGUGAGAGGACAGAAGUGAAAAGCACUUGGACAUGAGGGACCCACUGGCAGACUGUUCGUACAACAAGGCUUACAAGAGCCUCAAGGAACUUUCUCAAAAUGGAGAGAAUUUCUGCAAGCAGAUCACCUCUAUUCUUCAGCAAAGGGCGAACCUGGAAAUCAGCUAUGCCAAAGGACUUCAGAAACUGGCCACCAAGUUGAACAAAGUAUUGCAGGGCACCAAGAAAAACUGUCUCAGCAGCGCCUGGGCGUGGGCCUCGGAGGGCAUGAAAUCUGCCGCGGAGCUGCAUCAAAAACUUGGCAAAGCAAUUGAGUUGGAGGCAAUAAAGCCAACUCAUCAAGUCCUGAGUGUGCAGGAGAAGAAGAGAAAAUCACUUGAUAAUGAAGUUGAAAAGACAGCAAGUCUUGUUAUGAGCAACUGGAGUCAGCAAAUUAAGGCUAAGAAGAAAUUAAUGGUGAGUACCAAGAAGCAUGAAGCCCUCUUCCAUCUUAUAGAAAGCUCCAAGCAAUCCAUGAGCGAGAAGGAAAAGCAGAAACUCUUCAAUAAACUGAAAAAAUCGACAGAAAAGUUGGAAAAGGAAGAUGAAAAUUACUACCAAAAGAACAUGGCAGGCUAUUCAACCAGACUGAAAUGGGAAAACACACUAGAAAACUGUUACAAGAGCAUCCUGGAGCUGGAGAAGGAAAGAAUUCAGCUUCUAUGCAACAAUUUAAAUCAGUACAGCCAGCACAUUUCUCUCUUUGGCCAAACCCUGACCACGUGCCACACACAGAUCCACUGCGCCAUCAGCAAGGUGGAUGCCGAAAAAGACGUCCAGACUCUCAUGGAGGAAACUGCAAUGUUAUCGGCAGACAACAAAUCUGAGUUCCUGUUAACCGAUUACUUCGAAGAAGAUCCUAACAAUGCAAUGGAUAAAGAGAGACGAAAAUCCUUAAUAAAACCAAAAUUGUUGAGACUGCAAAAAGACAUUGAAAAAGCCUCCAAGGACAAGGAGGGCCUGGAACGAAUGCUUAACACAUACUCCAGCAACUCAUCCUUCUCAGAUGAAAAGAGCCAGAAAGACACAGCGACAUUAAUGGAUGAGAACAAUUUGAAACUAGAUCUUCUGCAAGCAAACUCUUAUAAACUGUCAUCAGUAUUAGCAGAACUCGAGCAAAGAACGAAACCCAGCCAUCCCUGCAGUAACUCCAUCUUCAAGUGGAAAGAAAAGGAGCAUACUCAUACUUAUGUAAAGAUAUCUCGGCCUUUUCUGACAAAGAGAUUAGAGAACGUUUUGAGUAGGACAUCUUCCCAUGGGCAGAAUAAUCCAAGUUCUUCCUCUUCAGCUUCCAGUGCAGCCCAGGAUGGCAACUGUCUCUGCAAGGCCUUAUAUUCUUUUCAAGCCAGGCAAGAUGAUGAGUUGAAUUUGGAGAAAGGAGACAUUGUGACUCUACAUGAAAAGAAAGAAGAAGGAUGGUGGUUUGGAUCCCUCAAGGGAAGAAAGGGCCAUUUUCCUGCUGCCUACGUGGAGGAGCUCCCUUCAAAGGCCGGCCAUGCAGCUACACAGGCAUAAACCAAGAUUCUGACCACACUGCCUUACACACUCUGAAAACUGCACAGUGUGCCACAAAGAAAGCUAAGAUGCAUUAUGUUUGCAAGUUUGCUUUUUCAAUGGGUGGUAGCGUCCUAUUUACAUGUCCUGGACCUUUGUACCCAUGGUAAUUUGCUUGAAACAAAGUGAGAUUAAAAAAUGAAUGGAUAGAGAGAAGUAGGAAAGAGGAUCUAUGGUUCCAGAAGUUUAUGAAUGUUAUGAACUCUUUGAUAUGAAGCAGGAUAAGCCUUCACGUAACAGAGAGAGGUUCUGAAUCUAGUGUGGGUUCAGCCACUUGUCCAGAAUCAGUUACCUGGUAGCACAACAGCAAUUCUAAUGUCCUUUUCCUCUGGAUGUUGGUGGUAGCAAGACAGAGUAGGCCUACAAGAGGUCAAGCAAGUCCUGAGAGGUGACAAAGAACACAGAUCAAGUCCAAGAUUAGUGACAGGCAUGCAAGACACCAGGGAGAUAGUCCCAGGAGAGGAGACAGAAAGAUAAAAGCUCAAAAGCCAAGCACAAGAGUCCAUGGAAUGAGAAGGGGAGAUGAGAGACAAGAAGCCUGGAUCCGCGGCAGCGGGCCUCAGGAAGAAUGGAGGUCCACCCUGAGUCAGUGCCCUUCUCAGUGGUGGCUUCUCACACAGCUCCUGCACAUCGCCAGCUGCUCCUAGUGAGUUCAGGUGUAAGUUGGAGAUGGCUGGGAACAGGAUGGCAACAGCAACGUGAACAGAAAAAAACUAGGCGGAAGACAAUGCCUGAAAUUCAUAUUUCUUUGCCCAUUUGAAAACAUAUUUUAGCAAUGUGGAUAUAAGGUGUUUUGUACUUCACAAAAUGAUGGAUGGAACACCUUAUGUAUCUCCCUAGUAAAAAGAUUCUCUUGUCUCAGCCUCCCUAGCACUAGGAUUACAGGCAUGCACCACAACACCCGAAGUCCCAGGCCAGCACA
This is a messenger RNA of Octodon degus (degu), 3422 nucleotides long. It is a transcript of the gene Nostrin, whose product is annotated as nitric oxide synthase trafficking. The transcript is spliced from 16 exons. Bases 941 to 2461 code for a protein of 506 amino acids. Gene Ontology annotation, molecular function: protein binding. Gene Ontology annotation, biological process: signal transduction. The record is from RefSeq and is a predicted model, not a curated record. NCBI's taxonomy places the organism in Eukaryota, Metazoa, Chordata, Mammalia, Rodentia, Octodontidae. Gene Ontology annotation, cellular component: plasma membrane; cytoplasm.